UGCGUCCUCCUGGAAAAGGUGCUCUGGGGGACGACCGAGGUGCCGGAUGUGAAGUAGAAAGGGAGCGUGGACGACUCAGAGCCCGAGGUGAACCACCGGGAGAUGCGCCUGGAGUUCCCCCGGAGCCCUCUGCGUUUCUGAGCGGCGGGUGGAAUCGGGGUCCUUUGGCGUAAACCGCGCUCGCUUGAUGAAAAUCGACAUCGGCCCUGCUCCCCUCAGCGGACAAUUCGUACCUACCAGGAGUGUCUCCGACUGUUGGCAUCCCUCCUUGUUCUUUAAGCUACAAAAAGCAGCAGCUGAGUUUAUUUGAAGUCUGCCCUGUCAAGUGUCCAUGAUGCUGGGCCCUGAGGGAGGUGAAGGCUUUGUGGUCAAGCUCCGUGGCCUGCCCUGGUCCUGCUCUAUUGAGGAUGUGCAGAAUUUCCUCUCCGGCUGCAUAAUUCAUGAUGGGUCCGCAGGCAUUCAUUUCAUCUACACUAGAGAAGGCAGGCAGAGUGGUGAGGCUUUUGUUGAACUUGAAUCCGAAGAUGACGUGAAAAUGGCCCUUAAAAAGGACAGGGAAAGCAUGGGACACCGGUACAUUGAGGUGUUCAAGUCCCACAGAACCGAGAUGGAUUGGGUGUUGAAGCACAGUGGUCCAAACAGUGCUGACACUGCUAAUGAUGGCUUCGUGCGGCUUCGAGGACUCCCAUUUGGAUGCACCAAGGAGGAAAUUGUUCAGUUCUUCUCAGGGUUGGAAAUCGUGCCAAAUGGGAUCACAUUGCCUGUGGACCCUGAGGGCAAGAUUACAGGGGAAGCCUUUGUGCAGUUUGCCUCACAGGAGUUAGCUGAGAAGGCUCUAGGAAAGCACAAGGAGAGAAUAGGGCACAGGUAUAUUGAAGUGUUUAAGAGCAGUCAGGAAGAAGUUAGGACAUAUUCGGAUCCCCCUCUGAAGUUUAUGUCUGUACAGCGGCCAGGGCCCUAUGACCGUCCAGGUACAGCCAGGAGAUAUAUUGGCAUUGUCAAGCAGGCAGGCUUGGAGAGGAUGAGGUCUGGUGCUUAUAGUGCAGGCUAUGGGGGCUAUGAGGAGUAUAGUGGUCUCAGCGAUGGCUACGGCUUUACCGCUGACAUGUUUGGAAGAGACCUCAGUUACUGUCUCUCGGGGGUGUAUGACCACAGAUAUGGAGAUGGCGAGUUCACUGUCCAGAGUACCACUGGACACUGUGUCCAUAUGAGAGGGCUGCCGUACAAAGCUACAGAGAAUGACAUUUACAACUUCUUCUCUCCUCUCAACCCUGUAAGAGUCCAUAUUGAGAUUGGCCCUGAUGGAAGAGUGACGGGCGAAGCUGAUGUUGAGUUUGCCACUCAUGAAGAAGCUGUGGCAGCUAUGUCCAAAGACAGGGCCAACAUGCAGCAUAGAUACAUAGAACUUUUCUUGAAUUCCACAACAGGGGCUAGCAAUGGGGCAUAUAGCAGCCAGAUGAUGCAAGGCAUGGGGGUGUCAGCCCAGUCCACUUACAGUGGCCUUGAGAGCCCAUCUGUGAGUGGCUGUUACGGAGCUACUAGCUACAGUGGCCAGAACAGCAUGACUGGAUAUGACUAAUUUUAUAUUUUAUAAAGCAUUUGAGUUAUAAUUUUUCAUAGGCAACCAACAACCAGUGAAAAGCAGUUAUUACUCUAGAAGAAGCUGUGGGGACCCAUUUUGCACCAUGAGUUUGUGAAAUCUGGAUUAAAAAGUUACCUCUUCAGUGUUUUCUCAUACAAACUUUCUUCUGGCAUGUGAUAUUGAGUAAACUAAAACUGUUUUCAGUU
Eptesicus fuscus (big brown bat) is the source of this 1788-nucleotide messenger RNA. RefSeq names its product heterogeneous nuclear ribonucleoprotein F. The record is from RefSeq and is a predicted model, not a curated record. NCBI's taxonomy places the organism in Eukaryota, Metazoa, Chordata, Mammalia, Chiroptera, Vespertilionidae. Gene Ontology annotation, cellular component: nucleoplasm; ribonucleoprotein complex. Gene Ontology annotation, molecular function: RNA binding. The transcript has a single exon. The coding region runs from base 332 to 1579 and encodes 415 amino acids. Gene Ontology annotation, biological process: regulation of RNA splicing.